Molecule: messenger RNA, 15494 nt
Organism: Phyllotreta striolata
Lineage: Eukaryota; Metazoa; Arthropoda; Insecta; Coleoptera; Chrysomelidae
Source: the annotation of a GenBank genome assembly
CGCGGGCAUUGACAUGCGGCAGAGGGCGCGCCGGUCAAUCAAUCACAUCACAAGCGUAAUGAUAAAAUGGAGUCUUAUUUCUGUGAGCAGUUUGUACACAAAUUCUAAUUAGUUUUAUGUACAUAAUCAGUAUUAGACGUAACAAUAAGCAACGUUAGGCGGUAUCGGACGCGAUCAGGAUCGCCGUUUGCAUCGGGACGAGUGCGAAAACGCGGUGAAAAGUGAAAAAUCGGAUUGCAGUUCGGCCACAGCGGAACGUAUACACACACAUACACACGAUCAACGGUGUCCAUGGUAAGUCGUUUCGUGCCUCCGAUGCGAUUUCGGAGCACACCGCAUGUAUUUGUUUAUAAUAACCACGGGAAAGGCCGUCGACCUAUAUAGUUUUUUGCGGAAAAAUCGGGACGUUUUGCCAUAAAAUCGUCAUCGCUAUUGGUUCUUCGGAAAUCAACAUUUCUUAACGAGAUAUCACCUGAUUGGUCGCGUUUCGACAAACUAAAUACCGAAUCGCAUUAUUCUAACCAAUUAACCAGUCUCUUUUUCGCUCAUUACGGCCAGUGUAAGUGCGUUUUCGCGUAGGAAAAGGCCACCCGGGAACCGCAAAACGGGCGAAAGUCGACGGGAUAGCCGAGGCCCAGAGAUGCUGUAGUGAGAUGAGCAAUAAAGACGAAACGAAGAUAUGUGCUGCCUAAAGCAAUGGACUCAUACGACUUGUUCGGGGAAGAUGGCACUGGAAUGUUGGAAGGUUUGCCGGAUCUGGCUGGAGGCGGCGGAGGCGCUGGCGGUGCUGGAGGCGGAGCUGGCGGUGGUUUCGAUCCCACUCCGGUGACUGGCGCACCGAGAAAUGCGAACGCGUACCCAACACAACAACAACAGCAGCCCAUUUAUUCGCAAGAUACUCCACUACAAAAAUUAGCCACAUUCGGAGGAUCUGAUUUUAAUCACAUGGAUCCGAACGCUCAGAACAUUUAUUCCCAAGGUUAUGGCACAGACAGGCCGAUGGGGCCGCCCCCUGGAGCCGCCUAUCAACAUCAAAGGCAGAUGGUUAGGCCACCCACUGCAUCUGCCACUGCCCAAUAUCCGUAUCAGACGGAUAAUAUGUAUUCCAUGCCCGAUGUUCAGGUAAGCGGUAUGGGUGACGCGAGUAAUAUGCAAGCAGCUGCUGCGAGUUGGAAUCAACACGCCGCUGCAGCGGGCUACCCUGGUAUGCAUAGGUACACCCAAAUGAAUCAGUACAGACAACAGUCGAUGUCUGGCUACCCUCAUCAGCAGGAACCCAAGCAACAAUUUUCGCCGGCGCAACAUCCCAUGAUGCAACAGCAGCAUCAGGCUACCUAUCAAAUGCAACAAAGGCACGCUCCGCAUUACCCGCAAACGGCGUCGGGAUAUCCCGCGUCGGCGUCGAGUCAAAGUUAUGCGAAUUACAUGCACCAACGAUUGCCGCAUCAUCAUCAGUAUCCGCAACCGCAUCAUCAAAUGGAUAUGGCUGCUGUCUCGCAAACGCAGCAAUACGCUCAAAUGGGCCACGGCCAAAGUUUACCCCACGGUGCUCCGACCGGUGGACAUAUGGGACAAUCUCCGCAUUCGGUUGGCCAUCCGCCGGGGCAUCCGUCGAGUCAUGCUCCCAGCCACGCACCAGCUCAGAACCAUUCGGCUCCCCAACAACCACAGCCGCAAAAUCCCAUGGCACAUCCCGGUAACCUUGGAUACAAUCAAAGUCACCAAGCCAUGCAGCCAAUGCAACGCCCAAUGGAAGUGCCGCCUAAUCAACAGCAGUUUCAGCCCAAGCAUUCGACGGGUCCUAUGGGCAACGUGAGCCCGCAGUAUAGGGCGCCUUUUCCACAAUUAUCUCCACAAAUGUCACCGAGGUCUCAGAUGUCACCUAGACCUACGCAAACAUCUCAAAUGUCGCCAAGGCCUAAUAUGUCACCGGCUAAACCUAACAUGUCGCCUCAUCCUCCUCAAAUGCAACAAACGACUCUAAGUCCUAGACCUACGACGAAUAUACCGCCGAAAGUUUCGGCCGCUUCUCCGGCACCGAUGCCACCGUAUUCGCAGCAAAGUACUCUGCAAGCGUUAGAACAGAUGGUAAUGCCGCCGUCUAGCACAAAUGCCACCGAAUAUCCUUCUUACCAGUCCAGGAGCUCGCUAGGACCUCCGCAGGGUCCGCAGAACCCUCUAAGCCCGGCAAUGGGAAUGAGAAAUCCAAUGAACGAACAACAAUGGCCGCCGCUAGUUCAGGCGCGACAAGUUUCGCAUUUGUCAAAUUUGAACGGUUCGAUGAACGUGAUGGACCAAAAUCCGGUACCGCCACCGACCAGUCAAUCGAUACCUCCGACACAGUCGUUGGCGCCGUCGAAUUUGCCAAAUACGCAAAUGCCUCCUGCGCCUAGCAUAAACGUUGGGUUUGGUAACGAAGAAAUGAGAAGUGAUAUUAGUAAUACAAAUAGUACGAAUUUAUUAGAAAUUCCAAUUAGGGAAAAAGACUCUUCUGUGUCGCAGAGCAUUCCUAGUAGUCAAAACGAUUUUACCUCAGUUCAAUCGCCCACUACGAGUAUACCGGAUAAGAUGCCCAGUAGUACGACUAACACUGAAGUUAAAAUUUCUACGUCAACAAUACCUCCUUCGAUAUCGUCUCAUCCUCCUACACCAACGCCAUCGUCUACGACUGAUGAUAAUGUGAUUCAUACUCAAGAGACUAGUCUUCCUUCAAAUAGCGAAUCUGUUAAACAGAUUGAUGAAUUAAGCAACACUAGUUCGACUUCUCAACAACAGACUCCAAGUCAGAGUAAUCAAAACAACUUCACAGAUUUUAACUGUGUGUCUAGCAUGACAGGUUAUCCUAGUCAACCUAAUACACCAAAAAGUAACAAAAUGGACGACUUGGUACAAUCUAAUACCUCGAUAUUUACUCAAGAUAACUCAGUAUCUCAAGAAUCUUUACCGGAAUCUAAUAAGUCUGAUCGUAGUUCAACGCAUUCUCCAAGAUUACAAUCGCCUACAUCAAACAGUCAAAGUUCUAUGCCUUUGCCUUCUGGUGUUUCUGCAAAUCAAAGAGAUAACAGAACGCCGUUUAGUACGAAUUACGAAUCGAAUCCAUCACCCACUCAAUCACACUCUUUAGUACAAAGUACAAAUAGAGCAACAACAAGUCCUUUAGGGCAAACUAAUCAGAUGACGUCGGCGCAGAUGCUUCCGAAAAUAACUCAACACCUCAGCAACAUACAAAAUCAAAGUCAACAGCAACAAUCGCCUGCUAGCAUUUCUCAAAAUCAAAGCGUCGGUAUGCAAGAACAAAAUAUGUCUAGCAACACUAAUAGCAUGUCUAGUCCACCGUCCCUUUCAGCACAAGGCAGUAUGCCAGCAACUCUGAAUUCUAGCAGUAUUCCGAGCACUCCUAGCAACACGGCCAUUCCUGCUACAAUACCGACUACUAUACCAGCCCAGACAGAAGUUAACGCGGCUCAAAGUAUUCCAUCAAAUCAACAGAGUAUUAUAAAUCAAACUACACCAAAUAUUGGAUCUCAAACAACACCGUUGGCCGGUCAAAACGCCUCGCUGGGAUUACAAAAUACUACGACGGGUCAAAGCAACAUAACUACUCCACCAUUGCAAAGUAAUUUGGCUUCUAUACCUAGCCAGAACAAUUUGCAAUCCAUGCCUAAUCCUGUGACUAUUCCCGGCCAAGCACCGAUGCAGAAUAUUCAAUCUCCACCUCCACAAUCGAAUAUUUCUCUGAUGCAAUCACAGAAUCUUCAAGGACAAAACGUCCCCUCUACUCCACAAGCACCGCUGCCUCAAAUUCCGCACCAGAUUCAAAAUACGACCAUCCCUCCUAUGGGAAGCGUGCAAAAUCUCCCUCAAAAUACCAAGCCAGGAAUUUACGAUCAGAAUACUCCGCUAAUGAACACCAACAGCAUGUCGAUGGGUAAUAAUUUAAAUAUGGCUCCUAGAAUGACGCCGCACGGCAUGCCAAUGACUCACACCGGAAUGCCUCUGGGAAUGACCGGCCACCCGGGAAUGAUGGGCAUGAUCCCAGGACCAGAUAUGCCGGGUUACCAAACGCCAAUCAGCCAUCACCAAGAGCGCGCGGCGUUACAACAACAACUGCAGGAAAUGUUUUGCAUGCCCCCUGGACCGGAGCAUCAAGAAAAGAUCACUUUCCUUCAAGAACGAUUGAAUCUCCUUAGUCAACACGAAGCAAGCGAACAAUGCAACGGUGGCUCUCAGUGUAUACUACAAAGUCCUAUGUACAAUUCGCCGAUGAUCGACAGUCCACAGGUCUCUAGUACAACAGGUAGAGGCAGGACAAAAGGUCAGCAUAAACCUAGAAAACCGCGUUCAAAGAAAGGAGAAAAACUCGCCGAAAUCAACCAAGUUGAACCUCCAUUAAACACCAUAAUGCCAGUAAUAACGCAACAGCCGCAACAAUUACCGGUAUCUGAAGAUUUCGUGACGCCUGGUGCAGGUCUGAGCAUUCCUUCUAACGAACUGUCAGAUUUUACGGAUCUCGGAGUAGACGUCGAACCGGAGAAGAAGAAAAAAGGCAGGAAACCCCGCGGUCCGAAUAAAUCCAAAGAAGGCAAAGAAAUGCGAGAACCGAAAGCGCCGAAAUCUCCAAAAGAACCUAAAAUAUCGAGAGAGAGGAAGAAGCGCGACCAGAAAGAUUCCCAAGAGCCGCGCGUUAAACGAAAGUACGUAAGGAAGAAGAGGUUCGGCGAAUCGGAGGAAAGCGCCACCGACGAAUCCUUCAAUAAAUCGAACGAAAGUAACGAAGAAGGGCCGCUGUCGGUGCCCAACGAAUCUUCGAAAACCUCGGAAGCCGAAGCCGAGGCGGUUAUUCCGUUCGAAUCCAAAGUCGAAGAUCCCGAUUCCCAAACAUUGCCCGAAAGUUCGGUGAUGUCUAUCGAAAAACCCGAAGAAAUGCAGGCUGAUUCUCAAACACCCGCCGAAGGUAACGCCUCCAACGAAGUCGAGGAAAGCAAAAAAGACGAAUACAACUUCGACGACGAACCAAGCCCGGAAGCGGCCGAAGUACCGAAAAAGAGCAAAAAAUCCAGAAGCCAGCCGAAAACGAAACAAGCCGGCAGCAAGCGAUCCAAGCGAGGUUCGACCACUGGUCGCAGGCGUAGAGGAACCAUCGUACCCGAAUCCGACGGCGAAAACGAGGAUAUGAUCUCUACACCGCCACCUUCGCCGCCCGACGAUGGAGAAAACUCUCUGAAGCGCAGAUCUGCGAGGAACACGCAACGUAAGAAGUACAUCGACGACGUGAUGCUUCGUUUCUCCGACGACGACGCGCCGCCGACGCCUUCGAGAAGCAGGAAACACCUCGUACCCGCGACUCCGCUCAUUCCUGCUCCACAACCGGGCGUGAUGACGAGUCCGAACAUGUCUGCAGCGCAUUCCGAGGACGGCGGCGCCGCGAUCGAUUCCAAAAAUCAAAUGAACUACGUAUACGUGAACCCCACGGAGGAAGACUCCAUGGUUGUGCAGUACGUGCUAUGCGCUAGGAUGACCAAGCGAAAAACCAAAAAAGAAACUACUGUAGAGGAGAUCAAGAAGGAGGAACCCAGCGAGGAGGUUGAAAAGAAAGAAAAAGACGAAACCGACGAUGAAGAUGCCAAAUCUAAAACUUCAGAAUUGCCAAAAACCGAAGAGAAACUAGAAGACGACGAAGACGAGGAGGAGGUCGAGGAAUACUACGUAAAGUACCGGAACUUUUCCUAUUUGCAUUGCGAAUGGAAAACCGAGGACGAACUCUACAAAGGAGACCGAAGAAUCGCUAAUAAAAUCAAAAGAUUCAAGCAGAAACAAGCGCAACAGAUGAACAUUUUCGAGAAUUUGGAGGAAGAACCCUUUAACCCAGAUUACGUGGAGGUUGAUAGGGUGUUGGAUCUCUCCGAGCACACCGAUUCUACAACAGGAGAAGUUGUGAAGCAUUAUUUAGUCAAGUGGAGAGCAUUGCAAUACGAAGAUUGCACGUGGGAACUCGAAGAAGACGUAGAUCCGAUAAAAAUUCAGCAGUACGAAAGGUUCAGCAAACUACCAACGAAAGAUUUGAUGAAAAUCAAGAAGAGAGGAACUCCUGAACAAUGGACGAAGUUAGAAAAAUCGCCGAUUUACAAAGGCGGAAAUAGCUUAAGAGAAUACCAACUGGAAGGUCUAAACUGGCUGCUUUUCUCUUGGUUUAAUUGCAGAAACUGCAUUCUCGCCGACGAAAUGGGACUGGGAAAAACCAUCCAAAGCUUAACAUUCCUGCAUUCAGUAUGGGAAUGGGGCAUACGAGGACCCUUCCUAGUUAUAGCACCUUUAUCAACGAUACCUAAUUGGCAGAGAGAAAUAGAAAGUUGGACCGAUAUGAACGUGAUAGUCUAUCACGGAUCAGCUACUAGCCGAAACAUGCUACAAGAGUACGAAAUGUACUACAAAAACGACAAAGGACAAUUCAUCAAGGACAUAACCAAAUUCAACAUCCUCAUAACCACUUUCGAAAUCAUAGUCACAGAUUUCGCCGAUUUGAAGGGCUUCAAUUGGAGAAUAUGCGUCAUAGACGAGGCGCACCGAUUGAAAAACAGAAACUGCAAACUACUAGAAGGCUUGAGGCAAUUGUCGCUCGAACACAGAGUUCUUUUGUCCGGCACGCCGCUACAAAACAACGUUAACGAACUCUUCUCGUUAUUAAACUUCCUGGAACCCAGCCAAUUCGGCAACAGCGAAACGUUCAUCAACGAAUUCGGAGCGCUGAAGAGUGAACAGGAAGUUCAGAAGCUCCAGUGCCUCCUGAAACCGAUGAUGCUGAGGCGAUUGAAGGAGGACGUCGAAAAAUCCCUAGCACCGAAAGAGGAAACCGUAGUCGAGGUGGAAUUGACAAACAUCCAAAAGAAGUACUACAGAGGCAUAUUGGAGAGGAACUUUUCGUUCUUAUCGAAAGGUACCACGCACGCGAAUAUACCGAACCUAAUGAACACGAUGAUGGAACUCAGAAAAUGCUGCAUACAUCCCUAUUUACUGAACGGCGCCGAAGACCAGAUUCAGUACGAUUACAAAAAUCAUCACGGCGAAGAUCCGGACGCUUACUACAAAGCUCUAAUCCAUUCCAGCGGUAAAAUGGUGCUUAUCGACAAGUUAUUACCGAAGUUAAAAGCCAACGGCCAUCGAGUACUAAUCUUCAGUCAGAUGGUCAAAUGUCUCGACAUAUUAGAAGAUUACCUGAUGUUCAAGAAGUAUCCUUUCGAAAGAAUCGACGGAAGAAUCAGAGGAAACCUAAGGCAGGCAGCUAUUGACAGAUUCUCCAGGCCGGAUUCGGACAGAUUCAUAUUCCUGCUCUGCACGAAAGCAGGCGGUCUCGGCAUCAAUCUAACGGCAGCCGAUACUGUCAUCAUAUACGACAGCGACUGGAACCCCCAGAACGAUUUGCAAGCCCAAGCCAGAUGCCACCGAAUCGGCCAGCAGAAAAUGGUGAAAAUCUACCGACUGCUAUGCAGAAACACCUACGAACGAGAAAUGUUCGACAAAGCCUCUCUAAAACUCGGCUUGGACAAAGCGAUCUUGCAAAGCAUGAACACAUCCCAAGGCGGAAAAGAAACGGGAAACAGACAACUGAGCAAGAAAGAAAUCGAAGAUCUCCUCAAGAAAGGAGCGUACGGCGCCCUGCUCGACGAGGAGGACGGCGACAAAUUCUGCGAGGAAGACAUCGACGUCAUCCUGGCGAGAAGGACCCAAGUCAUCACCAUGGAAUCCGAAAAGGGAUCCACCUUUUCGAAGGCGAGUUUCGCGUCCAGCGCCAACCGGUCCGACAUCGCCGUCGACGAUCCGGACUUCUGGAACAAGUGGGCCAAAAAGGCGGAAAUCGACACCACGGAGAAGGACGAAAACGAGGACCUGGUGCUGUCGGAGCCGCGCAGGCGCACGCAAAUCAAGCGGUACGGGCACGACGAGAGCGCCAUCGACAUGUCGGAGUUGGAGAGCUCCUCGGACUCCGAUCCGGAGAACGAGGGCCUGGGCGGCAGCUUGAGGUCCAAGAAGAAACUGCGGAAGAGGAAGUACAGGCUCGACGAUUACAUACCGAGAGAGGGCGAUUCUCGCGGCGAAAUCGUCUACGGCAGUUGGGCGAGGCGCGAAUGUUUCAUGGUGGAAAGAGGCCUGCUCACAUUCGGUUGGGGCAGAUGGCAGGAAAUACUCAUGCACUCGCAACUCAGGAAGGGCUGGAAAGAAUCCGAUAUCGAAGAUUGCGCUCGAGUUAUAUUGUUGUACUGCUUGAGGUUCUACAGAGGCGAUGAAAAAAUCCGCAGCUUCAUCUGGGAUUUGAUUGCACCGUCCGAGAACGGCGAGCAGAAGAUAUCCAAGAACCACCACGGUUUGAAGGAUCCGGUGCCGAGAGGCAUCAGGAACAAGCACAAGAAGAAAGACAAGGGCAUUUUGGCCAAAGACCUGAAACAUCCGGCCAUCACGGACCCGAAUCAUUGGAGCAAAUGCGAGAAAUACGACGGCGACAUAUUCUUAGAGAGCAACUACAAAAAGCACCUCGGAAGACACGCCAACAAAGUGUUACUUCGCGUAAGGAUGUUGUAUUACAUAAAACACGAAAUUAUAGGGGAUUUGGUGCAACAGAUCGCCGAUGGUGUACACGCAAGUGCCCUGCCGAUAUAUCCUCCUGUAACGGAGCAAUUACCUUGCGUGUGGUGGGAUGGUGAAUGUGACAAGUCUCUGCUCAUUGGCACUUGGAAGCACGGCUAUGAAAAUUAUACGGAGAUGCGUGCUGACCCUACCCUGUGCUUCCUGUCUCGUUGCGGACCGCCCUCCGAUAGAGAGCUCCAGAUGGCUACGAAUAACGCGUUACCCCCAACGCCCGCACUCAACGACUACGACGGCGAGGACGACGACACCAACGAGGAGUCGAGCGUCAAGUCGAAGACGCGCGAGGCGUCUGAAGGGAAUUCGGAGAUAGCGGAGCCGUCGCCGGGACCGUCGGCGUCGUCCGAGACCCAACCGUUGGACAACGACGACGAUCCGGACGACAAGAACUGGCCGACGAUCACCGAUCUCAACACUCGCCUGAGGCGCGUGAUUACUUCGUACCAGAGGAAUUGCCGCAAGGAAGAGCAGAAAUUGGCCGCGUCCAAAUCGAAGCCCCAGAUAGAUAGCGCCCUGUCCUCUCCUCUGGCCGCGUUGGCGCAGGUGUCGCAGCAGUUUGAUCCGAGGGACGCGGCCGCCCUAGGGCUCCAGGGAUGGGAUCUGCAACAGCUGGCCCUCUAUUUGUUGAAGAUGGAGAGACAAGGAAAACAAGCGUUGGAAUCGCUGAGGGAACCUAAAGAAAAAGAGAGACCAAACAUAGCCAAAAGGUGGACGAAACGGGAGGAGGCCGACUUUUUCCGAGUGGUAUCUUCGUACGGUGUGAUCUAUUCCAGGAAGAAAAAGUCCUACGAUUGGAUUAAAUUCAAGCAGCUCGCGAAGCUGGAGAAGAAGGCCGACGACGAGUUGACCGAAUAUUACAAACAUUUCGUUGUUAUGUGUAAAAAACAAACCGGUUCUGGUGGCGAUGAAUCGAAUUACGACACGUCCAUAGAGCACAUAUCCGAGGAAAAGGCGAGACGAACUUUGGAAAGACUGGAAUUGCUCUCCAGGAUCCGAGAGGAGAUCAUAACGCAUCCGAAACUGGACGAAAGGCUGCGUGUGUGUCUUUCAUCAGCCGAUAUGCCCGAAUGGUGGAUAGCCGGAAAACAUGACAAAGAUUUAUUAUUAGGUGUUGCAAAGCACGGUUUAGGCAAAACAAAUUACUAUUUGUUAAACGAUCCAGACCUAUCGUUCCAUGAAGUACUGCGUAAAAAGGUUCGAUCUGAAUCGGCCGAUUCGAAGGAAGCUAUAAAAUUAGAAAGUCACGAAGAUAUUCUCAAAUUCGACAAAGACGAGAUUUUGGUCAAACUCGAAAAGGGCGAAGGAACCUUGAAAAUAGAGAAAGUUGUACCUAAAAAGGAAAACGUCGAUAAGAAAGUCGAAGAAGAGAGUAAGGUAAACCUUACUGUAGUCAAAAGUGACGUUUGCGAAAAGGAACCAGUUAAAGAAAUUAUCAAAGAGGAAGAAACUGAAAAAGACAAAGAAAAAGAAAAAGAGCCAACCGAAGAAAAGGAAGAUAAGGAGGAAGCUACAGAAAUAACUGUAGCAAAAGUAGAAAAGGAAGAAGUGGAAGAUGUAGAAAUGAAGGUCGAAAUCGAAGAAAUGAAAGGUGAACCUGAAGAUAAAGUGGAAGAAGUCAAAGAAGCCGAAGAAAUCAAAGAGGUCACAGAAGACAAAGAGGUUACAGAAGGCAAAGAACCUGAUGACGAGAAAAAAGAAAUAGAACCGGAGGUAACAGAUGAAGUGAAAUCGGAGGCUAAAGAAAGUCAGGAUCAAGAAGAAAAGGAAAAGGAUAAUAUCGAAGACAAAGAUAACGAUGCAGAAAAAGAUAACGAUGCAGAAAAAGAUAAAGAUACAGAAAAAGAUACAGAUACGGAUAAAAAUAAAGAUAUAAAUAUAGAUAAAAUAACGGAAACAGAAACAGAAAAAGAUAAGGAACCAGAACAACUAGAAGAGAAAGAAAAAGAAAAGGAACCAGAGGUUGAAAAAGAAACCGAGAGUGUACCCAUUCCUAAACCAAAAGAAGAAGUAAAAGAACCGCAGGAACCGAAAGAGACUAAAGACACUCUUAAAAAACUAGCCGAAGAAGAAGCAGACUUGUGUUCCAAGCAAGCGGCCGAACUCAAAGCUAUGUUCCCCGACUUGGAAGUUAUCCAGCCCCUAUCGCGCCUUUCUCAAGUCGACACGUUCGUUCUUAGAGACAAACCGGCCACUGGAGCUUUAGAUUUCACCGAAACAACGGUAGCUCAACUGUUUAACAACGCGGUGAAAUGGCCGAAGGAGUACGCGAUUCAAGUUCGGCUGCAGCACAUAAUAUACGCCAUUGAAACUAAAGAAUGGCCCGUUACUAAGACAUUCUCCGCUUACGCCACUGGUAUUGGAAACGAGUUCGAUAUACCAAUACACGAGAUACCCAACGAACCGCCGAAAAGGGAGACUUCAACGCCCAUGUCUAUUGGCGAUACCGAUAUAAUAAGCAUAAGCAGCGAUCGCUACGCGGCUAAUAAAAAACGCAAAAGGCACAUUGCCAUCGAUGUGGAAACCGAAAGGGCUAAACUGCACGCUUUGUUGAAUAGCAGUCACAUGACUAAUGCACUACCUAAACACAGUAUGGGUUGGGACAACGAUGAUUCGGAGGAAUCUAGGAGAUCUACUCCUGUUCAGCAUGCACAGCCGCCACCCGCGCAUCAGCAGGCAUCCAGAAUGAACUUGUCUAAUUUGAAAAUGCCGUACGAUUUGCAGUAUCAUCACCAACCGAUUGCUAAAACUAUCGGGCAAACUACCGUAAUACCGGGCACUAGCAGUACACUUACGCCCAUCGAUUUAAGUUCAAGUAUACCCAAAUCGGACAAAUCGUCAAUGGAUCAAAAUGAAGCGCAAGACUUUUCCGUCAAAAAAUCCUCUAUAUCUUUACCGAAAAGUACGAAUAAACUGGACGAUACGCUAUCUAAAUUAAUGAAAAGAAAGAACUGCCCCGAACCCGAACCUUUAAUCGGCAAAGAAAAGAAGCGUAGAAAACUGGACGAAAUUGUACUCGGCCUCUCCGCGGCCAAAGAGCAAUCCCUCUUCAGUCCGGAACCAUCGAAAAAACAACCCGUUACACCCAGCGUCACCGUAACCCCCACGUCCGCCCCCGUAAGCUCGUCCCACAAUCCCAGUCAAAAACCUUUCACCAUAACCGUCACUUCCGUUCCUUCCUCAGCUCAAUCGAAUCGCAGCAGCGCCCAUUCCCAAGGGUUAUUGCCGCCGUUGUCGUCUAGCGGCAAGGACAGUUUCUCGAGUUUCUUGGCCCAAGCCGAACAGCAGAAUCUGUUGCUGAAGAAACAACAACAGCAGCAACAGCAACAGCAGCGAAAGAGCUACGAGGCGAUGAUAGCCGAUAUAAGCAAAGUUUCGGACUUUAGCUCUAAGGUGAAUUCUUACUCUCACGAGGCUAAAGUCAAUAAAUGGCUGGCCGAACAAAACGCCGCUCUGGCGGAGCAACCGCUAUCGGCGGAUUAUUUGACUAGAAGAAGGAGACCUCGGGUUGAUCCGACGCUUCUAGAUUGGAAAAAGCUCACCGGCGAUGAGAAUGUAGCCGUUAUUCACCGGGUUACCGGAAAGAAGCUCACUGGACCGAAAGCGCCGACUUUGAAGCGAUUAGGUCAGUGGUUAAUGGAAAAUCCUAUGUAUGAUAUCGAUCCCAAAUGGUCGGAACUCGUAAAAGAAAGAGGAAAUUUGAGUCAUGACUUGCAAAAGAGAUUGCCAGGUCAAACCAGCAGCGGUUCGAGCAGCAGCGGUAAAAGCAAAUCCAGCGUGCCCGGACCACCGCCUUUGCUUUCGAGUCCCACCGGUUCUACUUCGAGCGUGAGUUCGGCCAAUUUGGUGACGUCUUUGCCGUCUAGCAUGUCGUUUCCGACGCUGGGAACAUCAUCUCUGGCAGGGCUGAAUUCGAACCUGCUCACAGGCCUCUCCGGCCUAGGCCAAUUCGAUCCGAAAACGAAUCCAUUGUUGAUGCCGUUCGCGGGACUGCCCAACAUGGGAGCCCUGGGGUCUAUGGGAGGACUCGGUAAUCUCACGAACAUGAAUUUGUUCGCCAACUUAGCGGGCUUGGGGCUUCCCGGUUUGGGAGGAAUCGAUCCUUCUGCACUAGCGGGUGCAACGGCCGAUCCAUCUAAAAAUUCGAAAUCUAGCACUAGCACUAGCAAGUCGUCUAAGCCACAAGAGGCCCACUCGUCGAGUAAAUCUCAAAGUAGUUCGUUGCCGACUUCUAAUCCGUUCCCGUUCUUCUUCCCGAAUCCGAGUUUGUUGUAUUCUCCGUUCGGUUUGGGAGGUUUGAAUCCGCUAUCGCUCCAACCUGGAAUGUCCGCGGCCUAUGACACGUUGGCGCAGCAGUGCGGUUUGCUUAACGGAAGUUUGAAUCCGUCGGCUUCGCCUACUAGCAGCUCGAAAAUGAAUAAAAUGCCGUCGACUCGCGCCCCAUCGGCGACCACCACCACCAGUUCGGGGCAGAGCAGGCCGAGGACGAGCAGCAGGGACGCGCACCUACAACAGUUACUAUUACCACCAGACACUCAGAUUCUAGAGAGCAUUUCUAAAGCCGCCACAAACUUGGACAUCACUCUUAAGCAGCAAUCGAAGAGCGACAAGAAAGAGGACAAACGGAAAGCUUUGGAAAAUCUGAGAGGUAUGCUACCGACUGAUUUCUCCAGUUCUGUGAAAGAGAAAAAGACUGCAUUGCCGAACUUGUCAGAUUUUACGAAACUCUUGGAAGCCCAAGUCAGCCAUUCGACCAAGAAAUCGCAGGAGCAGCAGAUGAAAGAGGCUCUCGAACAUUUGAGUCGCACCAACAUCGAACUGAUGGCCAAAGCGAUGAGCGACGAGCAAAGUAAAAUGCUGACGUCCGCUUCGUCGUCUUCUAAGAGACCGAGAGAGUCGUUAGAGAUCAUAGAGAAACCCGGUGCUCAGGACGGCGAUCCAGCGGAAUUGCCGCCGGCCAAGAAAUCCAAAGAAGACAAAUCGCGUACGCCGACGCCUCUGACGAUUAUCCCGACGCCCGCGACGACGCCCAGUGUUACGCCAGCUCCAGUGACGCCUACGCCGGCCGCGCCUUCGGCAUCGGGGACUCCCGGAAACGAUAACGAAGGGGUCGACAUCGAGGCCCUGUUACCCCCGUCUACCGUCGUAAAGUCCUCGGCUAGUCCGCAAAAGGUCAAAGAAAAAUCGCCCGAACCUACUCAGGCUUCGAAAGCAAUGCAAGAGAACGAAACCGAACAAAUUGACAAGACAACCGAAAAUCCUUCACCUACUAAAGAAGAGGAACCGUCGAGAUCUGACUUGACCGACGAUUCCGAAUCGCCUCCGAAAAAGAACGCGAAACGGACCAGGGGCAAGCGCAAAUCGGGCGACAUCCCCAUCGAUCACGAGGCGAUAAUCGAAAAGAAAAAUUUGCGUUCGAGCGCCAGCAGAUCGGCGGCGGCGGCCGCCGCCCGGCAAAAGCUCGAAGCGGAGAACGCACAGCGGGAAAGCGAGAACAAUCCUACUUAAAUCCGCACGAUUUUCGUAGAAUAUUUGCUUUUAGAUCAUGGCCUAAAUACAUUUUUCGGUCAAAGAUGUAUCGUUUUUGUGGGUAUUGGUGAACUGUGAUAUAACGUUCAGGACUCACUUCUGAAGUGAUUUUGUGGUGUAAAUUGUCAUAAACAGAAAGAAACUGAUAAUUAUAAUACGCUUGAAUGAAAAAUCAUGUAUUCCCCAUUUUUAGUAAUUAACAAUACUUAGGAUAUAAUUACUGAAUUUCUAGUAGGCUUAAUGAUGGACAAAAGUUAUGCAACUAGUAAAAAGGCAGGGUGUUGUCCCAUGUAUGUGUGGAUUAAACGUUUGUAUACAGAUUUUAUGGGUUUAAAUUUUUUUUACGUAAACAUUGUUCCUGAGGGAUAUACGUUUAUUUAAAUCGUCAUUAUCGAUAUAUUAAAAUUGUGAGCACAAUGUAUGUAUAAAUGUAAUUUAAUUUGUUUCAACCAAUUUCAAAAGCACAAUUUACUAAAACCAUGUUAUAUCUCUGAGCGCAGGGACAUCGGACUCGAAUGCUAAGUGAACACUUUUCUGUGGGUAAAAAAAUGUUUCGGUUGUGUAAAUUUCAUCUCGAGUUUGUGAUUUAGUUUCGUUAUACUACUUUUUAAUUAUAACAUGUUGCAGCGAGUUACUUUUCAUAUUACACUGAUAUUUAAUUUUUCUCAAUUCGCAAUUUGUACAUAUAUAAAUAUGUUAGGCAUUAAAACGAAAUAAUUUUUUAGAUACGGUGUGUGAAGAGUGUAAAUAAAAUUCUAGCGUUUUAUUUUUCUUUUUUUUUAUAUAUAUUGUACGUAUACUGACUGGGCGAAGUUUCAUGAUUGUUUAAGAAGCUUUUAAAUGUACUUGCUAAAUUGAAUGUUAGGACUUAUUUAUUUAUACUUAUAAAAUUGUAAUUUAAGUAAUAUAGAAUUCGUGAACGAUAAGAACUUUGUAUAAUAGCCAACGAGCAGGUUUGGGAAUUUUUCUUUGGCGUUUAAGUAUUGAUUAGAUAACAUUCCUGAAGAAGGGCUUCUCGAUAUUCGGAGUAAUCGUGAAAUGUAACACGUAUUCAUUUUAUACAAUGUACGAAAUUAACGUGAAGUUUCGCCCUGUCCACACUUAAUAUUGCUAUAUAAGUCUGACGAGUAUUUAUUUUAAUUAUUGACAGUGUCCUAACGUAUUAAUUUUUUUUGAAUAAAUAUUGCAUUUGAGAUCUUGGAUGAUUCCAAGCUUUUAUUAGAUCUGUUGUCAACAUUUGCAGCGUGUACACGUAUCAUAGUAUGGUAGCUCUCUGAUUUAUUGUUUGUUAUAAUGUUCAUAGAUAAUUAAAUGAUAUGAAUGAACUAAGA